AUGCUUCUCGUUCCCGCAUUCUUCCGCGUCUUAGCCAUGGCACUGGGCAUCAGCCUAUUGUCCAUCGUGUCUGCGUUGCCUUCUAAUCGGCGUACCGUGAUUCACGUCACAUUCGACCCAGGGGACGCCUAUGAGGGAGUUCCGUGUGAACAGGAACAACGAGUCGAAGAGUACUUGAAGAAGAACUUUCGUGGCGAAAUCUCUUGGACUAAUAGAUAUUCAACCGCACAAGACCCAAGCCAUGCUCGAAUCCGGAUCAGGACGGAUAUGAGUGUAAUGGAGACGUUCGCCAUUGCGAUUGUGGAUACAACUGAAUUCAAAGGUGGAAACGUGCUUGGUGUGUUUAAAGCCACAGGAAAUGCUGAAGAUGGAGACUUCGAUGGGUUGCUGAAGACUUUCAAGCAAACGUAUCCUGCUUCAGCGGCUGCCGGUAGGAUGUAG
Messenger RNA from Lentinula edodes (shiitake mushroom), 441 nucleotides. RefSeq lists its product as uncharacterized. The record is from RefSeq and is a predicted model, not a curated record. Lineage: Eukaryota; Fungi; Basidiomycota; Agaricomycetes; Agaricales; Omphalotaceae. Bases 1 to 441 code for a protein of 146 amino acids. The transcript has 2 exons.